Messenger RNA from Megalobrama amblycephala (Wuchang bream), 3042 nucleotides. Its product is annotated as trichohyalin-like. NCBI's taxonomy places the organism in Eukaryota, Metazoa, Chordata, Actinopteri, Cypriniformes, Xenocyprididae. The record is from RefSeq and is a predicted model, not a curated record. The transcript has a single exon. The annotation marks the transcript as partial.
UUUUCACAUAAAGCAGAAACCACAACAGGAGCAGGUCAGUUGGAGCAGAGGAGGCAGUCGCCAGUUGAGUUGGAGCAGAGGAGGCAGUCGCCAGGCGAGUCAGAGCAGAGGAGGCAGUCGCCGGGCGAGUCGGAGCAGAGGAGGCAGUCGCCAGGCGAGUCGGAGCAGAGUAGGCAGCCCUCAGGCGAUUCGGAGCAGAGGAGGCAGUCACCAGGCGAGUCAGAGCAGAGGAGGCAGUCGCCAGGCGAGUCGGAGCAGAGUAGGCAGCCCUCAGGCGAGUCGGAGCAGAGUAGGCAGCCCUCAGGCGAGUCGGAGCAGAGUAGGCAGCCCUCAGGCGAGUCGGAGCAGAGGAGGCAGUCGCCAGACGAGUCGGAGCAGAGGAGGAAGUCGCCAGGCGAGUUGGAGCAGAGGAGGCAGUCCUCAGGUGAGUCGGAGCAGAGGAGGCAGUUGCCAGGUCAGUUGGAGCAGAGGAGGGAGUCGCCAGGCGAGUCGGAGCAGAGGAGGCAGUCGCCAGGCGAGUCAGAGCAGAGGAGGCAGUCGCCAGGCGAGUCGGAGCAGAGUAGGCAGCCCUCAGGCGAGUCGGAGCAGAGGAGGCAGUCGCCAGGCGAGUCGGAGCAGAGUAGGCAGCCCUCAGGCGAGUCGGAGCAGAGGAGGCAGUCGCCAGACGAGUCGGAGCAGAGGAGGCAGUUGCCAGGUCAGUCGGAGCCGAGGAGGCAGUCGCCAGGUCAGUCGGAGCAGAGGAGGAAGUCACCAGGCGAGUCGGAGCAGAGGAGGCAGUCCUCAGGUGAGUCGGAGCAGAGGAGGCAGUCGCCAGGUCAGUUGGAGCAGAGGAGGCAGUCGCCAGGCGAGUUGGAGCAGAGGAGGCAGUCGCCAGGUCAGUUGGAGCAGAGGAGGAAGUCACCAGGCGAGUCGGAGCAGAGGAGGCAGUCCUCAGGUGAGUCGGAGCAGAGGAGGCAGUCCUCAGGUGAGUCGGAGCAGAGGAGGCAGUCCUCAGGUGAGUCGGAGCAGAGGAGGCAGUCGCCAGGUCAGUUGGAGCAGAGGAGGCAGUCGCCAGGCGAGUUGGAGCAGAGGAGGCAGUCGCCAGGUCAGUUGGAGCAGAGGAGGAAGUUGCCAGGCUAGUUGGAGCAGAGGAGGCAGUCGCCAGGUGAGUCGGAGCAGAGGAGGCAGUCCUCAGGUGAGUCGGAGCAGAGGAGGCAGUCCUCAGGUGAGUCGGAGCAGAGGAGGCAGUCGCCAGGUAAGUCAGAGCAGAGGAGGCAGUCCCCAGGUGAGCUGGAGGAGAGUCCAGCUGGAAAGCUGGUAUGUCAAUGACAUACCUGGGUCUGGCCAGUCAGUGACCUGUGAGGGUGCAUAGUCACACACCUGAAAAAUGUCAGGAUUGAAAGGCCAAAUCCCAGUGGAUUCAAAACCAGCUUGAAUGUUCUUUAUGUGCUGCAGGCAGAGCGGCCUUCACAAUAUUUGGAAUAUCAUAUAUCGUCAUUGCCUUGGCAGGAUUCAUCCUCAUUCACGCAUCACUUGUAGUGUUAACCAUUUUCUUAAAUAGGCCUUAGACACUGUGAUCCAAUGGUUGAAGUUUGUGGCUGCAGUGGGGAGGGAAGGUUAGUAGCAUAAUCCCCUUUUCUUUGCAGAAGUCGAUAGCUUUGACAGAUAUAUGAGAACAGUGAUUGUCCAGCAAAAGUAACACCUUUUCUAUGCGGACAUUUGUGUGUUUUGCAAAGUGAUUAGGGAAUAAUCUCUUGCAUCCAACCUGAAGCGUUUCCACUUCCAGCACUCCGUUGGCCCACUCUGAACAAAGUAUUCCUUGUAACGUUUACGAGGGAAUACAAAAAAGGGGGAAUUGCAUUUCCCACAGCGCAUGCUACUGACACAAGCACACCUCUCUCACCAGAUGACAUCGCACCCACCUGCUUGACUCCACAACGUGCAACAACACGGUCUGGUGACUGGACUGUUGUUACACCUGUUUCAUCCACGUUCCAUAUCCCAGGUAAAAAAGUAGUAUACUUUAGUGUAUUUGAAAUAUGAAUGAAGUACAUGAAUUAUAAAACAAGUAUACUUCUACUUGUUGUACUUUAUUUAAAGAGUAUUUGAUUUGUACUUUUUAAAAGUAUACUUCAAAAAAGAUGUAAUUAAGUUCAACUUAAUAGUCCAGACAGUAAGUAUACUAAUUUAUCAGUAAUCAAAUUAUUUUUUAAAUGUACUUUUUGAAAGUGUACUUUGUUGUUAAUGUAUUUUAAAUUGUAUUGAAGUUUAUUUUUUUUAAGUGUAUUAAAUUUGACAUACUUAGAGUGGCAAUUCAGUGUACUUAUGGGAAGUAUAUAUUUUUUGGAAAUUAAUUGUUAGUAUACUUUUUUUAAAGUGUACUAUGUUCUCACUUCAUUAGAAGUGUGACUUCUGUACACUUUAUACAGUACACUCUAAAAUAAGUGUAUUUUUAGUGGCAUAUCAGAGUACUCUCAUAAAAUAUGUUAAAAUACAAAAAUGUAUAGUGGUAAUUUAGUGUACUUUUAGUAUGUACGCUUAUUUGUAAUACAAAGUAUAAUUUAUUAAAGUGUACACUGAUUUCACUUCAUCUGUAGUGUAAUCUUAGAGUCAGUCUGUUGUUCGUUAUCUGGCUCGGCUCGGUGUUCAUCUUCAGUUCUCUCUUCACAGCAGUUCAGUCAGUGUACUGUUUGAGUACAUGAAUUACUCGGGGAUAUUGGUUUGUUUGAACUCAGAGGGAGUGUCAGCCACAUUAAAAAAGUUAACAGCUUAAGUCAUUUGUGGAUUAAUGCGUAUUGGAGACGCGAACCGUUUAAAACGAUUCAGUUCGAUUUGGUGAACUGGUUCAAAAAGAUCCGGUUACAUCGAAUGAUUCGUUCGCGAACCGGAUAUCACAAACUGCUUUGUUUUGAACUCUCUCUCACAACAGACACGGAAAAGAAGACAAUGCUGAAUAAAGUCGUAGUUUUUGCUAUUUUUGGACAAAAAUGUAUUUUCGAUGCUUCAAAAAAUACUAACUGACCCUCUGAUGUCACAUGGACUACUUUGAUAAUGUUUUUCUUA